Messenger RNA from Exaiptasia diaphana, 2163 nucleotides. RefSeq names its product follistatin-related protein 5. NCBI's taxonomy places the organism in Eukaryota, Metazoa, Cnidaria, Anthozoa, Actiniaria, Aiptasiidae. Gene Ontology annotation, biological process: cell differentiation; multicellular organism development; regulation of BMP signaling pathway. Gene Ontology annotation, molecular function: protein binding. The record is from RefSeq and is a predicted model, not a curated record. Bases 185 to 1885 code for a protein of 566 amino acids. The transcript has 5 exons.
GUUUGAAGUCAGCCUUUGAUAUUAAAUUUGCAUUAAGUUUCACAGCAUCAUUUCUGCUUCGUCGCCUUCAAAGAAAAACAAUCAUCCUCUUGUCUUACUUCUGGUAUACAAAGGGUCGGCAAAGCAGCUUUGUGUUCUUAAGUUUACAUUCCUAAGUGACCGUGGUGAAGAACACACGCAAAAGAUGCGACGUAUGGUAGCAAUUUGUGUCGCUUUUCAAGUCUUUCUUCUACAUCAGGUUGUCAUUAGGGCUUCGUACUACAGUCCACAAUCAGAGCUGAUACAACUUUAUAAGAGCAAAAGAUGUUUCAAGUGGUGCCCAUCUGGUCGUGAAUGYUCUCUACAGGAAGGAAAAGAAGUGUGUGUCUGUCUUUCUAAAUGUCCAUCAAGACACAAACCAGUGUGCGGUUCUGAUGGCAAGCAAUAUGAGAAUCACUGUGAGCUUCACAGAACAGCUUGUGUUACUAAGACUAAGAUUAAAAUCGACUGGGGUAAUCGAUGUACUGUCAAUCAAGAAAACUACAGACACUCUGAAAUAAUAGUCUCCAAAGGAGAUGCUUCCAAGAAAGAUAGCGAAAAACUUCAAGAGCAAGAUGUAAAUCUAGAAGUUUUUACAGAGAAGCCAAAAGAGCCAAUGGCUAUUGAUAAAGAAUCAGAAAAACUCGCAGGUCCUAAGAAAAUCAACAAUCUGCUCUUUGCAUUUGGAAAUGAUGGUAUCUACGUAAUCGACCCAGAGAACUUAUCAUCAUUGGUAAAGCACAUCAAAGCUACCGAUGUCAUUGGUAGUUCUCAGUCAACCACAUGCACAGGAACCCCACAAAAGCCUUGUACAUGGGGWGGKGCUGUGAAUGCAGGGAAUAAGAAAAUAUUUGCCGCUGAUUCUCAAGGACGAAGGCUYAUUGUGAUUGACKUGGAGAGCCUUUUAGUGGUGGAAGUGAUCGGUACGAAUACGUAUCCAUAUAAACCUCAGUAUGUGGAAACAUCAGAUGAACUAUGGUUUUCUGGAUUAACUACUGCUUUAGAWGAUCUUACUGAAGAAGAAGGUGACAACGGUACGAUUCAUGUACUAUCUAAGGCAACUCAAAAAGGGCCCCAUUAUGUCACGCAAGUAACUACAAAAAAUCCCAUAUAUGGUCUUCACAUAACAGACACUUGUCACACGCGUGAUGAGGAGAAGUUUGGUUAUGUCACGUACUUAGAUGAGCCAGGUUUUCAUGAAGUUAAUUUGAAGGAGAAAGAAAUCGCGCGAUUUUUUAACCUCAGUAUUCACGGUUGUCAUGGAACAUAUGGGUUUGCGUUAUCCGUCACGACCGGUCACGCAAUAGCCCACUGUUACACCKCUAAAGAUGGCGGCCAACGACGUCAAUUUAUCGUCGACCUGAAGACACAAGAAGUGGUCGCUGUUACAACAAUCAACAUAGGAAUUCCCCAUGCCUCCCCUGACGGGAGAUUUGUACUGACGCUAAAUGAACACACGCUGUCAGCGGUUUACUUUAACCAUGAUGGAACAAUAGAAUURGGAGAGCCAAUCAAAACAAAUAUGCUUUUGAGUGACGUUGCUUUCAUUCCUAGAGAUUACGGAUAUGACGUGUAUGUGACGUCUAAGGAUUCGCAAAGCAUUGUGGUCAUUCAUCUAAAUCCGUCCGGUAUGGAGAUACUAGAGGUGCUUACAAGCUUAGGCACACCAAAUAUGGGAAAAGACUGGCUACAUACAAAACGCGACAUAGUGAUUGGAUGCGAGGGCCAUGCGCACUUCCUAGCAACUCCUGCAUCGGCUGAGAGUGCAAUCUUUAUAAUUGAUGGUGAGCAGCGUUCAGUCGCUGGGAAAGUGGAAAAUGUCAYGGGUGUGGCUUGGGUAGUUUGGCUUGGCAAGGAAGACAUCUAGCAAUAUAUAGACUACCUCAUGUCUUUAAAUCCGACUUUUCAUGUCUGUGAUCAGUGUAUUUUGAUCAGUAUUUCUCUGAGGCUAAUGGAUCACACAAUGUCUAUAUGCAGUUUUGACUUGACCGUCUUAUAUAGGAAUCACAAUGAACUUUUUAAAUAUUGCUUCGUUAGGUCUCGUACAUGGGAAUCAUUUAUGUGAAUCACAAAAAAGCGGGCUUAGUUAUCCAAAACUGUUACUACUUUAUCACUUAAGAAAUAAAGUUUUUAAUGUUUGUUGAA